Messenger RNA from Ascoidea rubescens DSM 1968, 675 nucleotides. RefSeq names its product L domain-like protein. Gene Ontology annotation, molecular function: protein binding. Bases 1 to 675 code for a protein of 224 amino acids. The transcript has a single exon. The record is from RefSeq and is a predicted model, not a curated record. Lineage: Eukaryota; Fungi; Ascomycota; Saccharomycetes; Ascoideales; Ascoideaceae.
AUGGAAAACAUUUUAUUUCAAUUUUGUGACUUAUUAAAGAUUCACAAGUUUUACAACAAUUUCCAACAUUUGAAAAUUUUAGAUUUGCAAUUCAAUUCAAUCACCAAAAUAGAAAAUCUAAUCGGGUGUCCGCUUUUGACUAUUUUGGAUUUAAGUUGCAAUUCAAUUUCAAAAAUUGAAACUUUGGGCAGUCUAAAGAAUUUGAAACUUUUAGUGUUAAUUGAUAAUAAAAUUUCAAAGAUUGAAAACUUGGAUAAUUUACCCAACUUAAAAUAUUUAGCUUUGAGUACAAAUGAAAUCACCCAAAUUGAGAAUCUAAAUAAUUUAAAUAACUUGGAAAUUUUAGAUUUCUCCAAUUCUGGAAACCCAUUUGUGGAUAUUAAUCAUUCACAUUCUUUCAUUUAUUUGCACUUAUCUUCGUUUGGAUCCUUUAAUUUUAAAAUGUUGAAUCAUUUAAACAAUUUAGAUAUGUCGAAAUUAGAAUACACUGAAAUCUGUGAAACUGGUUCAAAUCAAAUCAACCUUGAUAAUUUUUCUAAUUUAAAAAUAUUGAAGUUCUCUUUAAAUAAAUUGGAUGACCUUGAAAAUAUACUGAAAUUCAACAAUAUAUUGCAUUUAGAUGUUUUCUAUAAUGAUAUGGUCACAUUGGGAACAAAUUUUUUUUUCCUAAACUAG